Salvia miltiorrhiza (redroot sage) is the source of this 630-nucleotide messenger RNA. RefSeq lists its product as uncharacterized. Bases 23 to 451 code for a protein of 142 amino acids. The record is from RefSeq and is a predicted model, not a curated record. NCBI's taxonomy places the organism in Eukaryota, Viridiplantae, Streptophyta, Magnoliopsida, Lamiales, Lamiaceae. The transcript has 3 exons.
UUUCAAAGAAUUAAAUUAGGUGAUGGUUCCAACUUCCGUCGUCCAAAUUCUUAUUGCGAAAAUUGGUUCAAGGGUAGCUUGUUCUUGGGAAAUCAUCCCAAUUUUGGUGUCGAAGAUGGAUUGUUGUGAAGAUCCAAUGGCAAUGUGUCGGGUGGUUUGCCCCAAGCCCCGUCGUGUCGCCCCUCUCACUAUUUCCAGAUUUCACAUUCGUAAUGAUUCCGAGUCCAAUGACGGUGCUGAGCUGCUAGGGCUAAUCCUUCGCCAGGAGCACAACGAAGCAGAGCGACGCGCAAGUCUACCAUUUGCGUUUGGGUCGCCUCCAUGUAGAACUCAAAACCCUCUUGUUCAAGAUGCAGAUUUCCGUUCCGAGCAAUUCACAGAGUUGGGGAAGAAACAAGCAGCAGCUACCAGAUUGGAAGGUUUUUCACUGCCGUUUCAUUAUCAUAUAUAGCACAACACUUUUGAUCUCUUGAAACAAACACAAAAUCAAAACAUGGCAUGUUCCCAUUUCCGUUGUGGGUUGGCAAAGGAUGGGAAACUUUUCCUACUUGUUCCCAACAACCUAAUACUGUAAAGAGUAUAUAUGUAAAUACAUAAAUAUAUAUAGCAUUCUCGUGCAUUCCGGCUCAA